Molecule: messenger RNA, 339 nt
Organism: Microthlaspi erraticum
Lineage: Eukaryota; Viridiplantae; Streptophyta; Magnoliopsida; Brassicales; Brassicaceae
Source: the annotation of a GenBank genome assembly
AUGUCAAUGAGAAUCUCUCACUUGUCCAGAUCAUCUCUUCCGCUGAAGAGCCCAUUUUCAUGCCGGACAGUAACUACAGAUUUCCGAAAUGGGUUUUCGAGGAGUUCGUCUAACAACUUCAAUUCCACGACGAGACUCCGAACAAAAGCUGUCUUAUCUGAAGUUUCCGAUUAUCCCAGAAUCAGCACUACAACCACCCGGACUAUAUUACCGGCAGAGCUCCUUCAAGUCGUCGAAGCCGCAGCUAAAACCGGCGUCGAGGUCCUCAUGGAAGCUGUGAAUAAGCCAAGGUAUAUCACUUAUAAAGGCCUCACUGACUUCGUAAUUGAUACAGGAUAA